AUGUACGGAACCACAAUGCAAGGUGGCUAUUUAGACGGAAGCGGAUUCCAGAAUGGUCUCUACGCUCCUCUCGGAUAUGACGGAAGUUCAAUAAAGCUCCAUCAUGGCCAUUUCCAAGAAACACAAGAAAACUGCUAUCAUGGAUACAACAGCCCGCUUUCCGGAAGUGUUCAUUACACAUCGCGCGAGCCGCCAUCAUAUUCCGAAUCCGCGGUGUUCCAAAAUGGCUACAUUUCCGGAGCCGGAUCGCCUUACUAUAAAAUGGCCGGAAAUACUGAGUUUACAGGACUUUCCAGAGAAGGUAUGCUUCUUAAGACAGACAUUGUUGACAACCAUAUGGCCGAAGGUGUGAUUGGUCAACGGUACGAAAGUGAAGUGAACGAAAUGACUGGGGUACCAAGCGACCAACACCAACAGACAAGUGAUCAACAUAAUCUAAAGCUAGUUUCUGAACACAUUUCAGAAUUUAAAACUGACUUAAACUUACAAGAACCUUUACCGACCGAGAAUUCCUCCGAAUGUUUGAAUUCUGUUGAAUUAAAAGAAACAGACGAACUCUGCAAAGCAGACGACAGUGUUGAAAGUGGCGCGCUCGCAACUGAUGACGACAAAGCGCGCGGAAAUUCUGAUGUUAAACCGGCUUUGUCGUAUAUUGCUCUCAUAGCAAAAGCUAUACUGGAGUCUAACCAGAAAAGACUGAGUUUAGGUUCGAUUUAUAAUUGGAUCGAAAAGAACUAUCCAUAUUACAUUAACAAAGGUCAGGGAUGGCGAAACAGCGUCCGUCAUAACCUGUCGUUAAAUGAUUGUUUCAUUAAAGCAGGCCGCUGUGAGGACGGGAAGGGGAACUAUUGGGCCAUCCAUCCGGCCAAUAUCCAGGACUUCAUGCGAGGGGACUUCCGUCAAAGGCGGCGCUCCCGCCGCCGCGGCCGAAAGAAGGACUGCGAUUUGGGAAUGUACCACAUGGCGAACGGCUACCUCGGAACGACACCGCCCAUUGCCCCAAGUGUUCCAUUUAACCCAGCCCCAGCGCUCAGUUCGAUUUACUCCCCCUAUACGGAGGCGGAGCGGCGCGCCUACCGUCUCGACGACGCUCUCUUGCGACAGAACAUGAACAAUCCUUUCAUGAAAUGGUACCAUGGAAACGGUAGCUAUGGCAACCAGACGCCCGGAUGUAACAGCGCCGUUUACAACAGCCCUUCACCCCAAUGGCAGACGGGAUAUCCGGAACAACCCACAUAUCCGCUCAACGCCGCUCUUUCGACUAGGUGGAAAUUACACCACUCCAACACUCGUUUGAGAAGUAGAAGAAAAGCAAAAUGGGAGAUGAAACAAAACUGGACAAAAUGGGAAGAGAAACAAGAUGGGAAAAAUGGAAAAAGAAACAAAAUGGGGGGAAAUGGGAAGAGAAACAAAAUGGGGAAAAUGGGAAGAGAAACGAAAUGGGGAAAAUGGGUUAAGAAACAAAAUGGGAAAAAUGGAGGAGAAGCAAAAUGGGGAAAAUGGGAAAAGAAACAAAAUGGGGAAAAAUGGGAAGAGAAACAAAAUGGGGGAAAUGGGAAAAGAAACAAAAUGGGAAGAGUAAAACUAUGGACCAGCAGCAGGAAAAUAGUUUAA
Mya arenaria is the source of this 1614-nucleotide messenger RNA. Its product is annotated as fork head domain transcription factor slp2-like. The transcript is spliced from 2 exons. Bases 1 to 1614 code for a protein of 537 amino acids. Gene Ontology annotation, biological process: anatomical structure morphogenesis; regulation of transcription by RNA polymerase II; cell differentiation. NCBI's taxonomy places the organism in Eukaryota, Metazoa, Mollusca, Bivalvia, Myida, Myidae. The record is from RefSeq and is a predicted model, not a curated record. Gene Ontology annotation, molecular function: DNA-binding transcription factor activity, RNA polymerase II-specific; RNA polymerase II cis-regulatory region sequence-specific DNA binding.